Molecule: messenger RNA, 2258 nt
Organism: Arachis ipaensis
Lineage: Eukaryota; Viridiplantae; Streptophyta; Magnoliopsida; Fabales; Fabaceae
Source: RefSeq, a predicted model, not a curated record
UCAUUUCAUUUGAACCACGUCAAGUCACACACCAUCGAACCAAAACUCUCUCUUCUCUCUCUUUUCUUUUCUUUCACAUCAAGUAAACUCUCUGAAAUAAGAAGAAAGGAAAAGGAAAUCCUGAAGUUAGGGCAAAUUGAACAACAAAAAGGAGGUUUCUAUUUUCAAGCAACGAAGAAAAGGUUAAAGAGGCUAGGGCAAAAGGCAAAAUCAAAUCAGAAAGGCAAAUCACAAAAAGCAUUUCUACAUUUGUGAUUCAUUAAAGAAGUGUUGAAGAAAUCAUCUGGGUUACAAGUACCGAUUUGGAAGAUGAAGAAAGUAAACGUAAAGGUACUCUGAUGUGAAUCAACGUUCACAAAAAAGACUUGGAGCCAAAGCAAGAAUGUAAGGUUCAGAUUCAAGAAACAAGAUGAAAAAAGUUGAAAGAGAAUAUUAAAGGUAUGGUCUUCGGUCAUUGCUUAUACCUUCUUUCUCCUGUGAACACUGUUACUAUAUCUGAUUUCGGAGAAGAAGUCAAACAAAAACUUCAGUCUCUACUAUUUUUUACUUAAAGUAUUUCAACAGAUAUCAAGACUGAAAGCAAAAUUAAAAAGAAGCCAAGAUUCAAUCUCUCUCCUCUUAAUCAGUGAUUGAUAAUCAUUAAUUAGUAUUAGAGCUUGGUCUCAAAUAGAUCAAGCUUGGAAGAAAGAUCCUAAUGGCGAACAACGGUGGUUCCAACUUAGUGGCUUACACACUGAUCGAAGGACAAUCCAUCAACAGACCUCCAUUUUUCAACGGAAAAUAUUACAACUACUGGAAGGAAAGAAUGAAGAUAUUUGUUCAAUCAAUGGAUUACAACAUUUGGAAGAUAAUCAUGAAUGGUCCUCAAACUCCCACCAAAAUUGGCGUUGAUGGUGUUGUCACUCCCAAAACCGAAACAGAAUGGAAUGAAGAUGACAAGAAAAAAGUGGAACUCAAUGCUAAGGCACUCAACUUGCUAAACUGUGCGAUCAGCUUCGAAGAAUACCGGAAGAUUUCAAUAUCCAAAACGGCAAAAGAAAUCUGGGAUAAACUCCAAGUUACACAUGAUGGCACCCCACGAGUAAAGGAAAUGAGGAUUGACAUGCUGAAUAAAGAAUAUGAGAUAUUCUUCAUGAAGGAAGGAGAAUCAAUUGAUGACAUGUUUGAGAGAUUCUCUAUCAUCAUUUAUAACUUGGAUGCUAUGGAGAUUAUUCAUUCCGAACAAGUGCUGGUGAGGAAGGUCCUAAGAAGCUUAACAAAAGAAUGGAAAACUAAGGCUACUAAUAUCUCUAAAAGCAGCAACUUAAGUCAAAUGACCUAUGAUGAGUUGAGAGAAAAGUUACUAGCAUAUGAAAUCACUCACAUAAAGAAUGAUACAAAAAAGAAAGGAGUGACUCUUAAAUCUUGUACUGAAUCAUUGGAUGAUGAAUCCAGUUACUCAGAUGACGAGUUUGUGUUUUUUGUUAGAAAGAUGAUGAGACUCAAAGAAAGAAGCAAAGGAAGUAGCUCAAAGGAAUCGAAAAAGGACCUAAGCAAGGUUAUUUGCCACAACUGCGGAAAAGCUGAACACUACAAAUAUGACUGUCCGAAGCUUAAGAAAGAAGAUAAGUUGCCGAAGGACAAGAAGAAGGGACUUAAGGCUAUUGCUUCUUUUGAUAUGAGGAACGACAGGGAAAGAACAAGAGGCUGUGACGGUGGUGGCAACUUCGGGAAGGAUAAAAUUGACGCUCUUUGUAGGCUCCUGACGAGGAUUUUGCGUCAUAUGGCAUCUGAAUUGAACUUAGAUAUGCGAAGUGAUGGUUAUGUCAAAGUUAAUGAUCUGCUAAAGUUGAAUAUGAAGACAUUUGCUAAUAUUCCAUUAAGAUCCCACAAUAUUGAUGAUGUUAGGGAGGCUGUUCGAAAGGAUAAUAAGCAGCGCUUCAGCCUUAUAGAAGAAAAUGGGGAGCUACUUAUUCGAGCUAACCAAGGCCAUACAAUAACGGUAUGAGGUGAGAUGUAAAUGUUCUGAUCUUUUUAGAUGUUAGAAAAGCAUUGGAGGGUAUGAUGAUAUUCCAAACACAAUUCUUGAAAUGUUGAACUUCUCAGUUGUUUGUUGAUGAUUAGUAACUAAGAUAUACUCUUUUUACAAUCUUAUUGCAGAAGGUAUGAAACUGUCAUUGUUUCUUCUGCAUAGGUGUUUUAUACACUUGUUAAAUUUAAAACAAAAUGGUUAAGUCUAACUCAUCCUAUGAAUUGUUAAUGAAGUUUUUCCGAAGUUU